AUGAGAAUCCACUACCUUCUGGCGGUCACGGCAAUGGUGGCCCUGGCGUAUCAUACGUGGGACCAAGGAUCAGAAUCCCGCUGGCAAGUGAUUGGUGCUGGGGCCCUAUGGAUCUUGCUGAGUUUCGUUGCCGUCUCUCAUGCAGUUUUCGUCCAACAACGCUGGAGUGCUGGACGGCCCGCCGUAACCAUACGUCCCUUUCAUGAUCUGCUUCGCAUGGACAUUACAGUGUCCCCCCAUUGGCGCAUCCGGCCGGGGCAGUACGUAUACCUCUGGUUGCCUCACGCGGGAUUUCGCUCGUGCUUCCAACUCCAGCCUUUCUAUGUCGCCUACUGGGAUGACCCGCCCGAAUCGCGCAUCCUGUACGUUCUGACCCGAACGCAAGCCUCAAGCCUCAGCACACAACUCUAUCUCCGCGAAUGGCUACACCAGCGUCGACAGCCCGCACUGUUGCUGGGACCAUGCGGCCGAUCGAUCGACUUCUCUCUAUUUGGGACGAUUGUGUUCAUCGUAGAGGACAUUGGUAUUUUGCGAAUGCUUCCCUAUAUCCGCAUGCUUGUCCAGGAUAGCGAGCAACGGCGGGCCAUGGUACGCAAGUUGAAAAUCGUGUGGCAGAUGCAAGACUUUGACCACCAAUACUGGCUGGGCGAUUGGAUGCAGGAAUUUCUGGAUCUCGACCGCGGUGAAUUCAAGAUUCUUGAAUUUCGUCUGUAUUACCUUACAAAGGGGCCAUCCGUUAACCCCGGUGAGGGGUUCGGAGAGCGAAUCAAACUGUGUCAAGGGCCACUGAUGGCCAGAGAAAUCGUCCAAGGCCACCUGAGCAAGCGCCGUGGAAAGCUAGCUGUCGGUGUUUGUGCCCGCCAGUCGAUGCGCCAACAAGUCCGUGAUGUUGUUCAGCCUCGGACGGGACCGGAUAUCAAACUCUUUGACUUCGACCCGAGGCAGGUCAUGCCCGGGAGGCUCCUUGUCGCAAAAAGGACAUUGCAACCGCUCCGGGCCCAAGUGACUUUCAGCAGUGGGUUGCCUCUCUCAUACUUGAAAGUUACUGAGAAUAACGUGAGUUCCAGCAUGCCUAGGACACAACGAUUCUCCUUACGCGCAGCCGAUCCCAUGUGGCAGUGGCAUCCAUCGCUGCUUCUCGUCUUCCCCAUACAGUCCAAUUCCUACACGCCCAACACAGACCGGACGGAUUUCCAAUUACCUCGUUUAUUGGUUGGUGAAAGGUCCACUCGCUUGCGGGGCCGCACCCCCUUUCCUCAGUAA
Molecule: messenger RNA, 1263 nt
Organism: Aspergillus luchuensis
Lineage: Eukaryota; Fungi; Ascomycota; Eurotiomycetes; Eurotiales; Aspergillaceae
Product: NADPH oxidase family protein
Exons: 4
Coding region: 1-1263 (420 amino acids)
Biological process (GO): copper ion import; iron ion transport; intracellular iron ion homeostasis
Cellular component (GO): plasma membrane
Molecular function (GO): ferric-chelate reductase activity
Source: RefSeq, a predicted model, not a curated record